Bactrocera oleae (olive fruit fly) is the source of this 4398-nucleotide messenger RNA. RefSeq names its product TBC1 domain family member whacked (gene wkd). Lineage: Eukaryota; Metazoa; Arthropoda; Insecta; Diptera; Tephritidae. The record is from RefSeq and is a predicted model, not a curated record.
UUGAGAUUAAACAAAUUUUAAAACAUUUUUAAUAUAUCCAUAUUUUAUUCAUAUACCGUACUCCACGUGAAAAUAAUAUAUAUCAAGCAAAUAUUCCAUUCUCUCGCUGUUUGCAGUGUUGGAAACUGCAAAUUAUAAAGUUUAUACUUAUAUGGAGCAACCCUGCGACUAAGAAGUUGUCAACUUUGUCAUUGCCACAAAGAAAACUGAAAGAAAAGCGAAUGAAGUGAAUAUUUUUAAGUUUGUACAAAAUACAUCAAUUUAAUAUAUAUUAAACAUAUACAAAAUAUACAUUUUGUAUUAAAAAGUACAAAAAGGUGGUGUUUUGCAACGUGUCCAUUUGAAAUGAUAAAAGGGAAUGUCGGAUAAAAUUCUAAUAAUAAAACAAGUUUCGUGCGUACUUUUGUAAACGUGAACCUACGCUUUUAUUUUCUAAUUGGUUUUUAACUUCGCCUUUCUAUUAGGUGAAUAGGACAGAACAAAAAUUCCAAUAAACAAAAUGAGAAAGUUGCGCACGGAAAUAUUGACAUAAAUUCACUACAUAUAAAUAAUAGUGUAAGUUAAAAUAUCCUAAAGUUAUAGCAACGAAAAGAACACAAGUUUCUGGAACUAAAAAAGCAAGAAGCGCUCCAGACGUUAGUGUCACAACACAGUUUACAAAUGGCGACAUCACCACGUUCCGUUGACACAAUAUCACUAUGUUCAACCGUUUCCAGUUGCCCAGAUCGCAACGGCUUUUAUGGUGGCUUUCAGCGCACAGAAAAACCAAAAGAACCACUCUCAAAGGCACAAAUUAUUGCAAGAGAAAAGAAGUGGUUGUAUAUGAUUGAUAAUUGGUCAUUAUAUAUGUCCAAAAAUUACAAAAAGAUUCGUGAUCGCUGUCGCAAAGGUAUACCAAAAUCGGUUCGUCCACGUGCUUGGUUCUAUCUUUCUGGUGCUUAUUUAUUAAAAAAGAAAAAUCCUACUGUCUACAAAGAACUACUUGAACAACCCGGUAAUCCACAUGUAAUCGAAGAGAUCAAAAAAGACAAACAUCGUCAAUUUCCGUUUCAUGAAAUGUUUUUGGAUGAGGAUAAAGUUGGACAAAUCGAAUUGUUUAAUGUAUUAAAAGCGUAUUCAAUAUACAAUCCGAAAGUGGGCUUUUGUCAAGCGCAAGCGCCCAUUGCUGCCUUCCUGCUUAUGCACCUACCGGCAGAAGAUGCGUUUUGGGUGUUUGUUAGUGUUUGUGAUGUUUACUUAGAAGACUAUUUCAUUACUGGUCUUGAGGUGCUGCAAAAUGAUGCUGGCAUACUGGAGGGGCUCCUCAAAAAAACCUGCCCACCCGCAUACCGACAUCUGCAAAAGCACAAAGUCGAACCGUUACUCUAUAUGACCGAUUGGUUUCUAUGCGCUAUGACAAGAACAUUACCAUGGGAAACACUGUUACGAGUUUGGGAUUGCUUUCUCGCCGAAGGCAUACGUGUCAUCUUCAAAGUAGCACUAGUGAUAAUUGGUGCUUCACUAAAUCAACACAAAGUUCGUAAACAGUGUAAUGGACUUUGUGAGACAUUAGAGGUGCUGCGCUCACCACCUGAGCAUGUGCUCGAAGAGGAUUUCAUUAUCAAUAAUAUACAAAGGCUAAAUUUACGUGUCGAAGAUUUCCAAAUCGAACAUACGCGACAAAAAAAUCGACGAGCCAAACAGAAGGCUAUGCAAGAGGCAGCUGCAGCGACGACGGCAUCCACAUCACACGGCAGUGCUGUGAGUAGCAGUAGUAGUGGUGUAGGCGGUAGUAAUGGCUAUAGGCUGUAAUGUUAGCUAGCACAAAGUGCUUAAAACCGGCAAAAGUGGAAAAUUGUGUGUAAAUCAUAGAAUGAAGCAUAAAACCCACAGCCGAGUUAAGUGAGGAGGUCUGACUUUGCACUAAGCUAUGAUGUGCAUGUAAGUAGUUGUUAAAGUUUUCCGUCCUUUACUUGGUUGUGGGAUUGUUUCGUCCCUUUUGGUAGCAAUUUUUUUCAGGGUGCUAAGCAUUCACACUCAAAGUUGUUUUUAUUGAUAAUAUUCUAGUAGAUAAGCAGUGAACAGAAAUAUAAAUUGAAUAGAAAACAUAAUAUUAAGAUAUUGAAACGACUAAUCAAGAAAUUUUAAAAUAAACGCACAGUAUAGAGAAAAGAAUUGCGAGUUACAGGCAAGUCUAACAGUCGAAAGUACAUACACACAAUUAUACAGACACUACAUUAACAACUAACAAUUCGAUACGCAGCCGCAGCAGUUGUCAUGGCUUGAUCUUUUAUUAGUUUGAAAUGUCGAAUAUCGAAGUAAAAAUGCACAAAAUAUAUUGUAUCCAUUUUCAUAGUUAAUUAUAGACAAUUAGCGAAAUUUACCUUAUGAAAACACAUGUGGGAGCUAAAUGACACACUAUUUGAAAAUAUUUGAAUACAAAUAUUACAUAUCAAAUAAAGUAUAAGGACAGACAGAGCACAAUGCACAGGCGCUAGCGUUAUGUGCAACUGCAGAGAAUGUUCAAAAUUUCUCAUACUUUCAAAUAUGUUUUGCAUUCAGUCACAUAACGACUAAUUUUAUUAAUUGUCAUUUGGUAUACUCGCAAUCGGCAUGGAAAAUAUAUAUAAUUGCAUACUGUGCUUACUAAUGCUUAACUGUAUUUUUCCCAAUUCAGUGCAAAUAAAGUAUAUUCUGAGUUGAAAAAUUUAACUUUAACUUUGGUCAUUCCAAAAAGUUUAUGUCUUCGUAUGUUUUACUGUAACAUUUUGCGAUACGAAUACAAAUUUUCGUAUUUCACUCACCAACAGUGUAAUUUAUAACUACAAAGUAAAAAUGAUUAAUAAAUUAUUAUUUAAACGAUAUGUACAAUUAAUAUUAUAUGCAGCUAUAAAGCUCUCAUACAUAUACAUACAUAUAUACAUAUAUUAUUAAUUAAAUUCGUGCAAUUUAUAUGCUUACCUUCCAAAGGAAAAAAAAAGAUUUAUAAAUUAAGUAUUAAAUAUUUAUGUUAUUAAAACUUCUUAUUUUACUUAUCGUUGUGCUGCUAGGCAAUUUUUUUUCUGCUGUUUAAGUUAUAAUUUAUAUUUAGGUUUAAGGCAGCCAUACAAUAAUUUAAAUAUUUUUUUCGUACGAAAAAAAUUUUGCUUUUACAUUUGAAAAUGCAAAGCUGUCUAAAAAGUAUAACACUUUGUUCAAUACACAUCUAAUAACUUUUUUUCAAUCUAAACUUUACUCUAAAUACACAUUAAAGCACAAAAUUCAAUAUUUUCUAAAUAGAAGAUGAAGCUGCAUACAUUCACUUACAUAAACAACGAAACUUUAACAACAUAAUUUUUUAAGCAAAAAAAAGGCAAUUUAUACCAAGAAAAAAACAAUUUAUAUUGAAAAUAUACAACAUUGGCAUUAAUUGACUGGUUUCACAAUGUCUUUUCCAUAAAAUUGUAAUAAUAAUAAUAUUUAUAUAUAUAUAUAUUUAAUUUGUGUAAGAAAUUGCAACACUAUAUACAAGUAUUCAUAUCGUUAUGUUCAUAACCACACAAUUUAUUAAACGAACUUAUUAAAAGCUUUAUUUAUUAACGGACACAAAUACAUAAAGAUUUGUAUAUGUCUGGUUCUUCCAAAUUUUCACGAACCCCCCACAAAUAAAAAUAAAAAUACAAAAAUUAUUGUUCAAUAAAUUUUUUCGUGUAUUGACGUCAGGUUUGGGAAUUUUUUAAUUAGAAAAUCUAUUUUUUAAUGCCAAAAUCGGAAUUAAAAAUUUAGUUUCUAAUCCAAGAUGUUGGACUUAAAAAUUAAAUUUUCAUUCAAGAUGUUUGGGAUUAAAAUUUGAAAAUUUAAUUUUUCUAUUUAACAAUAAAAAUCAAUUUUUUUUUUAACCUUAAACGUCUUAAAAUCUUAAAACAAAAAUUGUUAAAACAUUAACCGUUUGAAUGGAGUAUUGAAGAUGAUGAAUUUGUGUGAGCACUAGUUGAAUGUAGCAGAACAGGAAGUACGCAAACGCGAAAAUAUAUAAUAUAAAUUCUGAAACAUUUGAUUUUUAAUUGUAAGCUUUAGAUUACAAUUAUUUUUCAAACCGGUAUUUAGGAUUCAAAAUAAAAUUUUUAAUUUAGUUGUUUCUAUUUAAUUUUUAAUAGCUCAUUAAACAAGCAAACCUUACAGAAAUCAUACACUCUUAUUGCUAAACUCGAGUAAAGUAAAUAUUAUAUAACACAUUUUUGCCCAACCCCCAAAAAAAAAAAUGCCCAUAAGGAAACACAACACUGAACUCUGUAUGUACUUUCGAAAUUUACAAUUUUUAAAAAAUAGAAUUCUACAAUAACUGGUGAUGAGUAAAAGAAUGCUUGUAACCGUGAAUUUUUAAUGAAAUAUGUAUAAAAAUGAAGUUUAAUAAAAUGUGUAAGACUUUGGAAAAACAUA